This is a messenger RNA of Neopelma chrysocephalum (saffron-crested tyrant-manakin), 7205 nucleotides long. It is a transcript of the gene NCOR2, whose product is annotated as nuclear receptor corepressor 2. The record is from RefSeq and is a predicted model, not a curated record. Gene Ontology annotation, molecular function: transcription corepressor activity. Gene Ontology annotation, biological process: negative regulation of transcription by RNA polymerase II. The transcript is spliced from 44 exons. NCBI's taxonomy places the organism in Eukaryota, Metazoa, Chordata, Aves, Passeriformes, Pipridae. Bases 114 to 7205 code for a protein of 2363 amino acids.
AGCUGCACCUGAGAACUGAGGCGCAUUCCUAUCUCUCUGACCUGACCAAGCCAUCGGACUUGGAGUUCAUUGAAACCAAGAGGCCACGCCUGGACCUGCUGCAGGACCCCCUGAUGCGGCACUCGCCUCUCCUGAACCAGAGCCAGCAGGGAGGGACAGAAGAUCUCUCAAAGGAUCGAGGCCUGCCUGGCAAACUGGAGCCCGUGUCGCCUGUGAGCCCUGCUCACCCUGACGCCGAGCUGGACCUGCUGCCGGCCCGGCUGUCCAAGGAGGAGCUCAUCCAGAACAUGGACCGUGUGGACCGCGAGAUCACCAUGGUGGAGCAGCAGAUCUCCAAGCUGAAGAAGAAGCAGCAACAGUUGGAGGAAGAAGCAGCCAAACCACCAGAGCCUGAAAAACCCAUCUCCCCUCCUCCUAUCGAGUCCAAACAUCGCAGCUUGGUGCAGAUCAUCUACGACGAGAACAGGAAGAAGGCGGAGGCUGCCCACCGGAUCCUGGAAGGACUGGGUCCCCAGGUGGAGCUGCCAUUAUACAACCAGCCUUCAGACACCAGGCAGUACCAUGAAAACAUUAAAAUAAACCAGGCAAUGCGGAAAAAGUUAAUUUUGUACUUUAAGAGGAGAAAUCAUGCGCGCAAACAGUGGGAACAGAAGUUUUGCCAGCGCUAUGACCAGCUGAUGGAGGCCUGGGAAAAAAAAGUGGAGCGCAUCGAAAAUAACCCCCGGCGCCGUGCCAAAGAGAGCAAAGUGCGGGAAUACUAUGAGAAGCAAUUCCCGGAGAUCCGGAAGCAGCGGGAACUGCAAGAGCGCAUGCAGAGGGUAGGACAGAGGGGCAGUGGUGGGCUCUCCAUGUCAGCCGCACGCAGCGAGCACGAGGUGUCAGAAAUCAUCGACGGGCUCUCAGAACAAGAGAACCUGGAGAAGCAGAUGCGCCAGCUCGCUGUCAUCCCGCCCAUGCUCUACGAUGCUGACCAGCAGCGCAUUAAAUUCAUCAACAUGAACGGCCUCAUGGAUGACCCCAUGAAGGUCUACAAGGACCGGCAGGUGAUGAACAUGUGGAGUGAACAGGAGAAGGAGACCUUCCGGGAAAAGUUCAUGCAGCAUCCGAAGAACUUCGGCCUGAUCGCAUCCUUUCUGGACAGGAAGACGGUGGCUGACUGUGUCCUCUAUUAUUACCUGACCAAGAAGAAUGAGAAUUACAAGAACCUUGUAAGGAGGAAUUACCGGCGGCGCGGGAAGAGCCAGCAGCAAAUGCCCCGGAGCAGCCAAGAUGAGAAAGAUGAAAAAGAGAAAGAAAAAGAGAAGGAGGGAGAGAAGGAGGAAGACAAGCAGGAAACAGAAAAUGACAAAGAAGAACUGACAAAGGACAAGAACGACGACACGUCCGGGGAAGACAACGAUGAGAAAGAAACAGUCACCUCCAAAGGUCGCAAAACUGCCAACAGCCAGGGCCGGCGCAAGGGCCGCAUCACUCGCUCCAUGGCCAACGAAGCCAACAACGAGGAGGCGGCCACGCCGCAGCAGAGCGCAGAGCUGGCUUCCCUGGAAAUGAAUGAAAGCUCUCGCUGGACCGAAGAGGAGAUGGAGACGGCUAAAAAAGGUCUCCUUGAGCAUGGGCGGAACUGGUCAGCCAUUGCCAGGAUGGUGGGCUCCAAGACCGUGUCGCAGUGCAAAAACUUCUACUUCAACUACAAGAAGAGGCAGAACCUGGACGAGAUCCUACAGCAGCACAAACUGAAAAUGGAGAAAGAAAGGAACGCCAAGAGGAAGAAGAAAAAAGGCGCUGCUGUUCAGAACGAAGAAGCCGCCUUCCCUCCUGCAGCUGAGGACGAGGAGAUGGAGGUGUCGGGGACGAGCGGCAACGAGGAGGAGAUGGCGGAGGAGGCGGAAGCUGCAGUAAAUAACAGCUCCGACACUGAGAGCAUUCCCUCGCCAAGGCCUGAAGCCAAAGAAGGAGGCGAAAACGGGGCCAAGGCACCACCCGGGCCAGGAGGUGACACCGGCACAGAACCGGCAGUCAAGUGGGAAGAGGCUCCAACACCCCCUGACGCUCCCCCUGCUCCCCCUGCCAACCCCGCUCCAGCCGCCAGCCCCCCGCCCGAGGCAGCUCCCGAGCCGCCCAGCACCGAGGAGAAGGUGCCAGAGGACCUGGUGGUGGACGUGGUGAAAACGGAGGAGCCAGAGGAGAAGGUGAACGAGGAGCCCUGCAAGAGCGAGGUGAAGAAGGAGGAGAGCGAAGAGAGCCAGGAGAAGGACAAGGGGAAUGACAAGAAGGCAGAAAGCGGCGUCAGCAGUGCAGGGACAGCGGGGACAGAGGGGACGCCCAAGGCUGAGAAGAAGGAGAGCCAUAAGGGCAGUAAAGGCCCCGGGGUGAACCCUGACAGCGACUCCAGCGCAACCUGCAGCGCAGACGAGAUGGACGAGCAGGAUGCUGUGGACAAGAGCAGGUUGCUGUCCCCCCGGCCCAGCCUGCUCAACACCACCAGCGACACCAGGCUCAACUCCUCGCCGCAGAAGCCACUGGACCUGAAGCAGCUGAAGCAGCGAGCUGCUGCCAUCCCUCCCAUCAUUUCCGAAGGUUUCUCAGAGGGGAUAUUGCAGAGUGGAAGCGUGAAGCCUCAGGUACCUCCCCACGCCUUGGCUCUCUACCAGCAGCAGAUCACAAAAGCCCACGAGUCUGCCCGUGAGGACAUGCCCCCGAGCAAGCCCCAGCAGCAGCAGCCUGAGAAGGAGCAGCAGCAGCCCAGCAGCAGUCCCAGGGGAAAGAGCCGGAGCCCCGCUGUUGGUGACAAGGAAGAAAAGUCCGUGCAUUUCUCCUCCAUCGCAGAGGCUCAGAAGCUGAGUGCAGAGUCGAUGGCUGCCUCGUGCUGGCCCCCUGUCCUGUCCUACCCCCGGGAUGUGAUCAAAACCUCUCCCCAGGCAGAGCCCCACUUGUUCCAGUACAACCCACCAGGACACCCCAUCCCACUAAACCUGCAUGAGAGCUCUCGCUCGGGGCUGCAGAGACUGGCCAGCAUCUCCAACCCUCCCCCCCUCAUCUCCUCCACCAAGCACCCCUCCGUGCUGGAGAGACCCGUCGGAUCCAUUUCCCAGGGAAUGCCCAUCCAGCUCCACACACCCUACAGCUCCGAGCAUGCCAAGGUCCCUGUCGGCUCCAUCACCAUGGGCCUGCCACUGACCAUGGAUCCCAAGAAACUGGUGCCUUUUCCUGGAGUAAAGCAGGAACAACUUUCUCCUAGAAGCCAGGCCAGCCAGCCAGAAAGUCUGGUUCUACAACCGUCCCAGGAGGGCUCCAUCCUGCGGGGUACUUCCCUUAGCUCUGCCUCUGGAGGGAGCAUCACCAAGGGAACACCCACAUCCAGACCCCCUCCGGAGUCGCCCAUCACCUACCGAGGGUCCAUCACACACGGCACCCCGGCAGAAGUGCUGUACAAAGGAACCAUUACCAGGAUAAUCGGAGAAGACAGCCCCAGCAGAGCAGAGAAGGCAAGGGAGGAUGCCGUGCCCAAAGGACAUGUCAUCUACGAAGGGAAGAAAGGCCACGUGCUGUCCUACGAGGGUGGAGUUGCUGCUUCUCAGUGUCCCAAAGAAGACAGCAGGAGCUCGGGAGCUUCCCAUGAGACCACAGGAACUAAGCGGACCUAUGAUAUGAUGGAGGGGAGGAUCAGCCGGGGCUUAUCAGCCCGUGAUACCUUAUCUGCCAGCAUUGAAGGUCUCAUGGGUCGAGCGAUCCCUCCAGACCGACACAGUCCCCAUAACCUGAAGGAGCAGCAUCACAUGAGGGGCUCGAUUACACAAGGAAUACCUCGGUCCUAUGUGGAGGCCCAUGAGGACUACCUCAGAAGAGAAGCCAAACAGCUCAAGAGGGAAAACACUCCACCGAGGGACUUAUCUGAUGCCUACAAGGUCAGAUCUCAUGAGGGCCUUACUCCUCUGAAAAUGAAAUCAGCCCAUGAAGACUUGGUAGCCACGGUGAAAGAAGCAGGAAGAUCAAUCCAUGAGAUUCCCCGUGAGGAGCUGAGGCGGACACCGGACAUCUCUCUGACGAGACCUCUGAAGGAAGGUUCCAUCACGCAGGGUACCCCACUGAAGUAUGACAGCAGCUCUUCCUCCUCAAGUACCAAAAAGCACGACGUGCGAUCCAUCAUCGGCAGUCCCGGCAGGACUUUUCACUCUGUGCACUCACUGGACGUCAUCCAAGACCCGAGGAAUCUAGAGAGAGCUUAUGAAGAGAGCCUGAAAAACAGGCCAAGCCCAGUGACAAACUCGGGUGGCUCCAUUGCCAGAGGGGCUCCUGUGAUUGUACCCGAGCCAAGCAAGGCCCACCAAAGUGCCCUCGGCUAUGAGGACCACCAGGCAGGGCACAGCACCGCGUUCAGCAGCCACUUGCACAGAGGGUCUCCGGUCUCCACACGGGAGUCCACGCCACGGCAGCACGAAGGGAGCAUCACUGCUGGGAAGCCGGUGUCCCAGGACAGAAAGAUCACCCCCACAUCGAGAGAGCUCACCAACUCCAAGUCUCCGCACGCCCCUGUGCCUGACCACCACCACCCCAUUUCCCCGUACGAGCACCUGCUCCGCGGUGUGAGUGGGGUCGACCUGUACCGAGGACACAUCCCGCUGCCUUUCGACCCCGCCGCCAUCCCCAGGGGAAUCCAACUGGAAGCAGCUGCUGCUUACUACUUGCCGAGGCAUCUGGCUCCGAGCCCCACGUACCCCCACCUGUACCCCCCGUACCUCAUCCGGGGCUACCCGGACACGGCGGCCAUGGAGAACCGACAGACCAUCAUCAACGACUACAUCACGUCCCAGCAGAUGCACCACAACGCCGCGGCCACGGCCAUGGCGCAGCGGGCAGACAUGCUGCGCGGCCUGUCGCCCCGGGAGCCCUCCCUUGCCCUCAACUAUGCAGCAGGCAUCAUCGACCUGUCCCAAGUGCCACACCUGCCUGUCCUCGUGCCCCCUACCCCUGGCACCUCUGCCCCGACCAUGGACCGCAUCACCUACAUCCCUGGGCCCCCCCAGACCUUUGGCAGUCGGCACAGCAGCUCCCCACUCUCCCCAGGAGGCCCCACGCACAUGACCAAACAGUCGGGAUCGUCGGUGUCCGAACGGGAACGGGAGCGGGAACGGGAGCGGGAGAGGGAGCGUGAAAAAUCCAUCCUAGCAUCCACCACGGUGGAGCAUGCGCCCAUCUGGAGACCAGGUACGGAGCAGUCCAGCAGCCGUUCGUCCUCCCACUCUCACAGCCACCAGCAGUCUCCCGUCUCACCCCGCACCCACGAGACCAUCCAGCAGCGCCCCAGCGUGCUCCACAACACGAGCAUGAAGAUCAUCUCCUCGGAGACCCCCACCCCUUCCGUCCUGCGAACCUCCUCCACCACUACCACGUCACCGAUCCGCUCCACCGCCUUCCCCUCAGCCUCUACCCUGCGCUCCUCCCUCAGCGCGGCCGACGGCUACGCAGCCCCGCUGGACCCGGCCAUCCUGCAGAAAGAGGCCUCGAGGGUGCGGGAAGCCAAGACAGAACGAGCCCAGACUGACAACAACGUCUACACCUCAAAGCUGCCCAGUGGGGCCAACCUCGAACAGUCGCCUUCGCCCAUUAAAGCCAUGGAGUCGAGACCUUUGCCCGCCUCCGGACCUGGUUCUUCUCAUCACUAUGGCAGAGGACAGGGGAAAAGCCAGCAGCACCAUCACCCUCUGGACCAGCAGCACGCAGCCUCAGGCUCCGAGCAGCACAGUAGAGAAAAGAGUCAAAGUAAACGCUUUUCCAUGCAGGAGCAGGAGCUCCGAGCACUCGGUUUUCACGGAGCCUACAGCCCUGAGCGGAUGGAAGCAGUGAGUCCCGUGAGCUCACCCAGCCUGUCCCAUGAGAAAGGGGCCAAGCUGCUACAGGAUGCAGAGAAGGGGCAUGGGGAGCAUGACCUGAGGCAGAAACAGCAAGGCUCGCUGAAGGGCUCAGCUCCCGAAGCCGCCCACCUGCAGCACCUUCGGCAGCCCGACGGCCCCCAGUGCCAGCCCCUGCAGAGCACCAAGGGCAUGAACCAGAGGGUGGUCACGCUGGCCCAGCACAUCAGUGAGGUCAUCACGCAGGACUACACGCGCCACCACCCGCAGCAGCUCAACUCGCACAUCCAGGCGCCGGUGUACUCCUUCCCUGGGGCGGCCUGCCCGGUGCUGGACCUGCGCCGCACCCCCAGCGAGGCCUACCUGCAGCAGCCCGAGCACACGGCGGCCUCGCGGAUCUCCCCGCAGAACGAAGGUGGCAAAAGGUCCCCGGAGCAGGGCAAAGCCGCGGCCGGCGGGGCCGACAGCUGUAUCGAGCCGGUGUCUCCACCAGACGGCGUGGGAGAAGCAGAACACGCCAAGAGCGCCCCUUACCCCGUCCUGUUCCGCGAGGGAGAGCCCAUGGACCAGAGGAUGGGGUCCAAGUCCCCAGGAAACAACACUCAGCCUCCAGCUUUCUUCAGCAAGCUGACUGAGAGCAACUCUGCCAUGGUGAAGUCCAAGAAACAGGAAAUCAUCAAGAAGCUCAGCACGACCAACAAAAACGAGACGGAGUACAAUGUUGGGCAGCCUGGGACAGAGAUUUUCAACAUGCCAGCGAUUACAGGAGCAGGGCUAAUCAGUUGUAGGAGCCAGUCGGUCCAAGAGAAUUCCAGUACCAACAUGGGGUUGGAGGCAAUAAUUAGGAAAGCCCUAAUGGGUAAAUAUGACGAGCAGUGGGAAGAGCGCUCACCUCUCAGUGCCAAUGCUUUUAACUCUCUGAAUGCCAGUGCAAGCCUGCCCGCUGCUAUGCCCAUAACUCCUGCUGAUGGACGAAACGAGGACGUGCGCUCCUUGCCAGGAGGAGGGGGGAAGCCAAAGAUCGCUGCCAGGCCCAACAGCCGCAAGGCCAAGUCCCCGGCGCCGGGUCUGUCCUCGGGCGAGCGGCCGCCCUCGGUCUCCUCGGUGCACUCGGAGGGGGACUGCAACCGCAGGACACCCCUCACCAACCGCGUCUGGGAGGACAGGCCGUCGUCCGCAGGUUCGACGCCGUUCCCCUACAACCCGCUCACCAUGCGGCUCCCCAGCGGGGUGGUGACGGCAGCCCCCGCCGCCCCGCUGCCGCAGGGGACCCCCAGCAGCCAGCACCAUGCCUGGGACGAGGAGCCCAAGCCCCUGCUCUGCUCCCAGUACGAAACCCUUUCGGACAGUGAAUGA